GUUUCCCGUUUACGAAAUCUUAUUUGUGAAAAGAGAAGGCAAUGCCGUUUGGGGAAAAUCCGAACAGAGGAUGAGAGAGAGAGAAGAGGCGCCGAAGGAAAAGGAAGAAGCAACACCGCAACAGGCCGAAGACGACGAGGAAGGUCCGCCACCGGGAUGGGAAUCCGCCGUCAUUCCGCCGCCAUCUCUUCCUCCUUCUGCCGCCGCCGCCGCCGAUGUUUCCGAAAUAGCGCAGAUGGUUUGCGGCUCUUGCAGGCGGUUGCUUUCGUACCCUCAAGGUUCCAAAUACGUCAAGUGCUCGUGCUGUCAGACUAUUAAUCUCGUCCUCGAAGCUCACCAGGUUGGUCAGGUGAACUGUGAUAAUUGCAGGGUGCUCCUGAUGUAUCCUUAUGGGGCUCCUUCAGUUAGGUGCUCUUCCUGCAGUUCUGUAACCGAUAUCAGAGAAAACAAUAAACGCCCUCCAUGGUCGGAGCAACAAGGCCAGCCGAAAACUUCCAGAGCCGUCUGAUAAGCAGCAGGCGUCAGAGAUGUCAAGUGGGUUGGAUUAUAAGCAGCCGGCGUUAGAGAUGUCAAUUGGAUUGGAUUAAAUGUGUUAAACCCAACCGAAUAAACCCAUUUGGUUAGUUUCGUUAAAUGGGUUAUGUUUUGUUGGGGGUUUACCCAUUUAACCCUAUAAACUCACUUUAAGUUUUUGGUAAUCAUAUUCAUGUGGAAGAAUCCAACUUGAUAAUAUCAAAUCUCAAGUUGCGAAAAA
Messenger RNA from Tarenaya hassleriana, 754 nucleotides. Its product is annotated as protein LOL2. The transcript has 4 exons. Bases 71 to 508 code for a protein of 145 amino acids. The record is from RefSeq and is a predicted model, not a curated record. Lineage: Eukaryota; Viridiplantae; Streptophyta; Magnoliopsida; Brassicales; Cleomaceae.